UUAUACGAAUUAAAUAUUAAUUUUUUAUUAACCUAAAUAAAUUGUCAAAUAAAAUUUCAUUGAAAUUACUUGUCAUCGCUGAAACUUCCACUUAUCCAAACAACUAUAGUAUACUACCAGACAAAAAAAAACCCACCGAUAAUUAUGGACACAGAUUAUAGUCAGAGAUCAACUGUUUGGACACAAAUCCGGGCUCUAUUCCAGAGGAAUAUGUUAAUUAAGCGCCGAAAUCGGGCACAAUUAAUGAUGGAGCUAAUAUUUCCAGUGAUAAUGGUUAUGAUAAUAUUGUCAGUAAAGUCGACAGCAAAACCAAAGACCACACAUGCCGUAGAUCAGCUACAAUACGGUGGCAACAGUUGGUAUACAGAUAUUGGUGGUAUGGGUGGUGGUGGUGGUGGUGGUGCCAGAAUACCGCCUGAGUUACUUAAAAACCCCAUAUAUAUAAUCUGUGAUAAUAAUAACACACGAGGAAGGAUUAUAGUCAAUAUUAAAAAUGUGCUUAAAAACAUGAAUAUAACAGGUAUUAAAUUGAACACCGAUUACGUGGACAUGGAUUCAUUUAAUCGUGAUUAUCAUCAAACCAAUGGCAAGAAUGCUACUGUGGCUAUCGGUUUUGAUGUCCAAAAUCUAGGAAAUAUCUCUUAUACCAUACGUAUGCCUUACAAUUUUGUGCCUAAUGGCAAAAACAAAAUGGGUAAUCUUGGUCAAUGUCUGGGAGAUAAUCCAUUUGUAAUGAGGUGUGAUUCCACCCAAUACUAUAGUAGUCUAUUUAGUUUAAUCCAAACGGUCGUCGACUCGGCCCUCAUAAGUUUAUCAAAGUCCAAUACAAUAGUUAUACCAAAAGCCAAACUGUAUGCCUAUCCGCGACCCGAAUAUACCACUAGUGAUCUACAGUGGCAGUCAUUUGUGCCGACCUACCUUUCCUGGGCAUUCAUGCCGUCCGUAUCCAUACUGGCCGUAAUGUUUGUGCUGGAAAAGGAGCGCAAAAUCAAGGAAGGCAUGUUUAUGAUGGGUCUGAAUAUGUCGGCCUAUUGGAUCAGUUGGGUGAUUGUCCAGACAUUGUUUGUCAUCCUAAUAAGUCUAGUCGUAACUUUGAUAGUAUAUUUUGCCAAAAUCCUAACCGUCAAUCCAGUAGUCAUGUUCAUAAUGAUGUUCCUGUUUGGCACAUCCAUGAUCUGUGUGGCCGCUCUGAUCAGUCCAUUCUUCAAGAAAGAAAAGGCCGCCGGAACAUUCGUGUCAUUCUUUUCGUUAAUCUCUGGUAUUCUUCAUCUAUUGUUUGUCUAUCUAGACAUUGAUAAAUCUGUUUACUAUAUAUUGUCAUUGAUAUCGCCCGUUGCCUUCACAUUGGGAAUCAAUUCAAUCACUCGUCUAGAAAGCAAUGACAUUGGUUUUGAUAAUUUGUUUAAUGAUCCGGUAUUUUCUGCCGGUUCUUCAAUGCUUAUGAUGAUAGUAGACAUUGUACUCUACACUGUGUUAGCCAUAUAUUUAGAUCAAGUAAUACCCGGAGAGUUCGGUCCAAAACAGUCGAUGUUUUUCUUUCUGAAGAAAUCGUUUUGGUGUUCAUCAAACAUGAAUCGUCUGAGAAAUUCAUCGAUUCGUGAAGAAGAUCUUUGCCAACACAAUCCAGACAUUGAAGAAGUUACUCAUGAUAUGAGAGGAAAGGCUGUUAUUAACAUUGAAAAUAUGUCUAAAGUCUACGGAAAAGGCAAAAAAGCGGUCACAGCUGUCAAUAAUCUAUCGUUUUCUGUAUACGAAUCGCAAAUAACUGGUCUGUUGGGUCAUAACGGUGCCGGAAAGUCUACACUAAUCAAUAUGUUAGUGGGAAACAUACCGCCAUCAUCGGGAACAGCUUAUAUAUAUGGUCACAGCAUAGCAGAUCCAGUAGAUAUGUAUAAUUUGAGAAAAAUGUUUGGCGUUUGUCUUCAACAGGACAUACUGUUUGAUCACCUUAACGCUGUCGAGCACUUGGAGUUUUUCGCCAAAAUUAAAGGCACAGAUAGUAAACAAGUGAAGAGUGAAGUGAUAAGACUGUUAACUGAAGUACAACUCUAUGACGAUCGCAAAACUCCGUCUAAAAAACUAAGCGGCGGUCAAAAGCGUAAACUUUGUGUCGCCAUUGCACUGAUUGGUGAUUCAAAGAUUAUACUUCUGGACGAACCGUCCAGUGGUGUGGAUCCCUAUUCGCGACGACAAAUUUGGUCACUAUUACAAUCUUAUAAGAAAAAUCGGGUUAUCAUUUUGACCACACAUUUCAUGGACGAAGCAGAUCUGUUGGCCGAUAGAAAAGCUAUUGUAACGAACGGAAAGCUAAGAUGUGUCGGUUCGUCGCUGUUUCUGAAGAAUCGUUUUGGAAUCGGCUAUCACUUGACUGUUGAUAUCAAAAAGGGUACAAAUGUUGAUCUAUUGAACCAAUUGAUUGAGUCAAAUAUACCCAAAGCACAGUUCGAUAGAUUUACGACUUCCGAAGUGUAUUAUAUAUUACCACCAUCUGAGACACAUCUAUUUCCUCAAUUGUUUGAAGCGUUGGAACAGAAUAUCACACAACCGGACGGGUUUAUCCAAAGUUUUGGUAUUUCAAUGACAACUUUGGAGGAAGUAUUUCUCAAGAUUGGCGAAGAAAUCGAAACUGAACACCAAAACAAUCGCCAGCAAUACAAUGGCGUCGAUCCAACCGAACAGCUAAAACUCGAGUCACUCAUAACCGAUAUACACGAUUUGCGGCCAAACUUCUGGCAAACAUUCAAAGCUUUUCUUCGCUUACGUUUAUUGAUAUUCAUCAGAAACCCGAUGCAUGUCAUACCGAUUAUCGUAUUACCGGUCAUUAUGAUUAUCGUAUCGUACUUUCUGGUGAGGACGACAUCCGAAAAGAACAUCAAUCCGGAACCAAUUCUUUUAAAUCCUAGUCUAUAUCCAAAUGAAAAUACAUUGUUGUUUAAGAAUAACACCGACUAUGAUAUCAAUGAAACGUUUGUCAAGUUUGCCCAACAAUUAGGUGUGAAUCCAAAAUCGGUAGACAAGUUUACGUUGGUCACAACAGCCGCUACAUAUUUGGCCGUCAAUAUUACGUCAUUCAAAGAUAUCGAUCAAAUUCAAUGGGAUUUGAUUUUCAACGAAACUUACGUCCAUUCUCUGCCAAUCCUCCAGAAUUUAAUGACAAAUAUCUACUAUCGUUUGAUCCAAUCAUCACGAGGACAGCUAACAACUGAACCGUUCAAUAAUAUUACUGUCUAUAAUCAGCCGUUACCCGAAACGGACGAAAUGUUUGUCAACCGUUUCGAUGUCAAAGUAUUCAUAUAUGUUAUGCUCAUAUCCAUAAUGUUGGGCGCAAUUCCUCCGUCAAUAGCCGUGGAAGUGGUAGAAGAUCGGCAGUCAAAAAUCAAAAACUUAUUGCGUGUAUGUGGUCUCAGUUUUCACGGCUAUUGGUUGACGACAAUUGUCUGCCAUUUACUAGUAUUUCUCAUACCAGUCCUAAUCAUACUGAUUGUCACCAUAUUCAUCAUCAAAGUCGAGUUUCUACAGGACCCGGAAGCUAUCGUAUGUGCUUUCAUACUGUUCUUUCUGUUUAUGCCGGCCUCACUACUGGCCUCUUAUGUAUGGCUACACCUGUUCAACAAGAAAGACACGGCCCGAUCCAUUGUACCGAUCAUGUGCUAUCUGCCCGGUAUGGUAAUGAUGAUGAUUGUGUCGAUAGUUACGUCCAACAAUCCCAAAACUGGCAAAAUUUUACACUAUUUUUUCAGUUUUGUUUGGCCAUUCUAUGUGCCCCAGGGUUGUCUACAGUUUAUGGCUAUUACAUCAACUAUAAAUAAGUUGUCUCCAUAUACUCAUAAAACCGUAUCGUAUUUUGAUUGGGAUCAAAAUGUUGUCGUAUCAUUUGUUGCGUUAAUUAUCGAUAUCAUCGUGUAUUCAAUAUUGUUAAUUAUUGCCGAUAAACUAAAAUCUGGUGAAAGUUUGUUGAGUGCAUUGGGUUUUGAUGACAGCCUUAAAGGUUUGGGAACAGUUAUGCCGUCGGAAAAAGAGGACGAAGAUGUACGCCAAGAGCGGAAUGAUGUCAUUCAAUGUUUGGCCAAUGGUUUGAAUACUAAGAAACCAAUUGUUUUACUCAAUGAGUUGCACAAGAGAUAUGUAAAGUGGAACCCAUUUAACCGGAAGAAGAAUAAAUCAUCGGACGGCAAAAUUGCCGUAAAAAAUACUAGUCUAAUGCUAGAGUCCGGUCACAUAUUAGGACUGUUGGGUCCCAAUGGGGCCGGUAAGACAACAACAAUGAAGAUAAUGAUAUGCGAAGAAAAACAAACGUCAGGUCAAGUGUUGAUUGGCGGACACAGAGCUAAAGCUACCGAUCAUGAAGUGUUCAAAUUGAUUGGUUACUGUCCACAACACGACGCUCUUUGGAAAGAGAUAACAGUGAGAGAACAUUUGCAUUUGAUAGCAGCUAUUCGUGGCGUACCCGACGGCCAUAUCAAACGUGUCUGUGAUGAUUAUAUUGAAAAUAUGAGAAUUACUGAACACAGAAACAAAAAAUCACAUAAACUUUCCGGAGGAACAAAAAGAAAGGUAUGUUAUCUAAUGGCACUAUUGGGUCGACCGAAACUAGUCUUAUUGGACGAACCGUCCACAGGAAUGGAUCCCAAAGCCAAACGCUUUCUCUGGAAAACAAUUUUGUCGGCAUUUGAAAAAAACGCCGACCGAUCGGCAAUACUGACCACUCAUUCUAUGGAAGAGGCGGACGCUCUGUGCACACGACUGGCGAUUAUGAUUAAGGGUGUCGUCCGGUGUAUCGGUUCGAUACAGCACUUGAAGAAUAAAUACGGCGCCGGAUAUGUAUUGGAGAUUAAGUGGAACACAACUGAUCCCACAUUCGGUCAAAAACUUAAGCAAACAAUUGAAUCAUUUUUUACUAAUAUUUCAUUGAAAGAAGAGUACAAUAAUCGUCUUAUUUAUGAUAUCCCACAACAAUCGGUCCAAUCGUUGUCCAAAAUAUUUUCAUUCCUCGAAAAUCUGCGACAAUCCAUGUCUUCAAUAGAAGAAUACAGUUUUAGUCAGAAGACUAUCGAACAGAUAUUCAUCGAUUUCGCUAAAGAACAGGAGAUCAGUGAUUAA
Oppia nitens is the source of this 5100-nucleotide messenger RNA. Its product is annotated as cholesterol transporter ABCA5-like. The transcript has 16 exons. The record is from RefSeq and is a predicted model, not a curated record. Gene Ontology annotation, biological process: lipid transport; transmembrane transport. Lineage: Eukaryota; Metazoa; Arthropoda; Arachnida; Sarcoptiformes; Oppiidae. Gene Ontology annotation, molecular function: ATP hydrolysis activity; ABC-type transporter activity; lipid carrier activity. Bases 145 to 5100 code for a protein of 1651 amino acids. Gene Ontology annotation, cellular component: membrane; intracellular membrane-bounded organelle.